Molecule: messenger RNA, 1440 nt
Organism: Batrachochytrium dendrobatidis JAM81
Lineage: Eukaryota; Fungi; Chytridiomycota; Chytridiomycetes; Rhizophydiales
Exons: 8
Coding region: 1-1440 (479 amino acids)
Biological process (GO): RNA polymerase I preinitiation complex assembly; nucleolar large rRNA transcription by RNA polymerase I
Cellular component (GO): RNA polymerase I core factor complex
Molecular function (GO): RNA polymerase I core promoter sequence-specific DNA binding
Source: RefSeq, a predicted model, not a curated record
AUGCCAUCUGCGUGUGUGAGGUGUGGAUCCAAGAAAUGGCGUCGUAAUAUCGAUGGUCUGUAUGUCUGUGAACAAGGACAUCAACAUACUGUACAAGAGCAGGCUGAUGAUGAAGACAUGGACUUUUCUUCGCAGAAGCGGAAAAUACAUAAACUUAAAAAGAGAGUUGUGCAGGUUGAAUUAGGAUAUCGUCCAGCCAAACGAUCCAGUUCGAUUCUUGUGGAAGAGCUUCAAUUCGAGCUGCGAGUACAAGUCCUGCAUCUUGUAAAAAGUCGUAAUCUUCCUAAACAGUUGAUUGAUGUGGUCAGAGAUUUAUGGCUGAUCUGGCUUAUACAAUGCGAUCCUAGUAUCUCAGACCGCAUAAUACGAAGAACUUGGACUGCUAAAACAAACCAUGACGAUUCUUCAUGCACUGAUGAUAAUACGAGUAACAGCCGUUACACUGAAUCCAAGGCUGAAUCCAAGGCUGAAUACAAAAACAGUUUUAGACAUUGUGUUACUCUUGUUUUUUGUCGUCUGGGAUGUCGCAUUUUAAGCAUUCCUAUUCUUUUGGGUGAUCUGAUUGAAUGGGUAUGCGAUGGCUCUAUGCCGUUUUUUUCACUACCAAAGAUACUUCCUGUUGAAAUCAAACGACAUUUUCGUUUUGAAACAAAGUUUGUCAGAGCUAGACCAGGCAUAAUAGAGAUGACUCAUCUCCAGAGUGUUGUAAUAGGGGCUAUGAACCGCCAAAAUAUUCAAUUAUCUGACCCUUUUCCACCGUCCGUUGUAUUGAGACUUUUAAAGCAACUCAACCUUCCAGCUGGAGUAUAUCUGCAUUACAAGGCGAUUCGCUUUCUUAAGGAAAAAUUAGACACGGCCGUCACACUUCGAGAAAUACGCGCAGUUGCAUCUUUUUUUCUGGCAAUCAAAGCAUGUUUGCAUUCCAGCACAUUCAAUCCAUCACCACUUCCUGAAAACCUAUAUAACGAACUGCAUAGUUAUCAUCCACCUAUACAACCUGAGCUUGAGGCAUCAUUUCUUAAAAGCAGUUGGAACAGUUGGGUUGAAUCAACUAAACUAUGGCUUCCAGUAAAAUCUCAUGCAAAAGAGUCUCUUGAUAUAUUUAAUGAUUAUAUGCACAAUGGAGAGGACCUCUUUGGUGACCCAAUGGCUCAAGCCAAUGAAUACAAAGGCGAUUUUGUAUAUCCUCUCUACGAACCCAGAGAACCGAUUCCCCCGCACGUGUCUUUGCGGUCAGUUGGAAAUAUGCGCUACUAUCAGCAUUUUGAACUGGAUACUAUGGGUUCUUGGCCGCUUGCACUUGAAGUGUACCUCGAUAUCUUGUCAAGAUUGUUUUACAUACGUAGAAUUGACUUGGAAUAUCAAGUUGAUAUUCUUGAAAAAGAUUUUCUUUCCAUCUGUGGUUCAGCCUCGAAUCCAAAUCAACCCUUAUCCACUUAG